CACAAAAGGAGACAGUACAAGGUCGGAUGAUAAAUGGCCAAUUUGCAGGUCGGGUGAGGGGGCAGUUCCUGGUAGUGGAAUGUAGUUUCAACUGGCGAGCGGUUUUCAAAGGUCGGACGUGGGAGGACGGUUGACACACGUGUCAAUAGGAGAAUUUUUGAAGUGGUUAACAGUGGUUAUGGUAACCGACUAGGUAGCGGUUCGAACCGCAUCUUCAAGGGGUUAUUUAAGGAUGCUAUACCGUACAAAGAAGGGAUCUUCAAUCGACAUCAAAUUCAAGAGAAUUGCUUUUGGGGAUCACCACUUUAUUUUUCAGUUUUUAUUGUUAUUUUUUCUAUUUUAUUUUAUGUAUUCUACAGUGUUUAGAGAUCUCUAAUCUCAGGCAUUCAUCUAUCAAAUUCGAAGAUAUUUCUCUAUUUUCGGAUUUUACUUUUUAUUGUUAAAAAAAAAUACAUCAACAAUUUGGCGACCACAGUGGGAGCAAGGCAAGAUUGCUGAUCCUACGUCAACGGAGAGUUUCAUACGACUGAGGUCCGGCCGAAUCGUCGGAAGGAUCCACAUGGCAGGCUCACAGCCUCAAGCAUCUUCGGCACCGGUGGGAGAAACAGUUUCACCACCCGUCAUGCCAAAUAAAGGAGAAAUGCCACAAACACCUGCCGACUGGGUUUCUUAUGUUCAACAAUUGAACAACCAGCAUUGGCCAUGCAGAAUAUGUUGCGUGAGCAACAAAUGUUGUGGGAGCAACAAAAUCUUAUGCAAAAUACGUUAAAUCAGGCGUUAUCAAGGGUUACUUUGCAACCCAUCCAGACGCCGCUAGAACUAUCACCAUCCAGAUUACAGGCAAAUUUUGCGGGGCCUUCAUAUGUGGACAACACUUUUCCAAGUGUUAUUGCCCCGAGGGUUGACAGAGGGAAGACUCCUCUUACAUACCCGAAUAAUAUUCCGUUGGGUGUUAGGACCGAACCUACCGACCUCAGGGGGGAAAGAUUGGGAGGCCAGACUCACAAUCCCAUUCAAGUAUUGGACCCUGUCCCACCACCCAGAGUAGACCCAGAGGACAUCGCUCAGGUCUUAAGAGUACAUUUUGGAAUGAACCCCCAGAUAGUCAACAGACCUGCGUACCAGAGGCCAUUUUCAGAAAGAAUCAUCAAUGAGCAUCCGUUUCCAAGGAAUUACAGACCACCCGAUUUUCAUUUAUUCUCCGGAGAAGAUGGGGCAUCAACCAUUGAGCAUGUGGGACAUUUCACGGCUCAAUUAGGGGAAGUGGGCAAUAAUUCAUUCUACAAAUUACAAUUGUUCGGGUUAUCGCUUACAGGGACCGUUUUUUCAUGGUUUGCAAAUCUGCCAUCUGGGCAGUUGCAAACUUGCGAAAAUCUGGAGGCUGCAUUCCAUGCAAGAUUUUUUAAUCCCCUCCCAACGGUCUCACUCACAGAUCUUUUAGAGAUCCGACAGAUGCCAGAAGAGACCGCGUAUCAGUUCAUCGAACGAAUACGACUCAUGAAAGGCCGGUGGCCGACAAUCAUCGAGGAAAGUGAAAUGACCAAUUUGGUGGUCAGGAACAUGCAUUCCAGACUUCGGGAAGCAUUGACAGCCCAUGAUGUUCAGGACUUGGCUAGUCUGGCCUCCAAAGUAGGGAGAUUGGAGUAUUUGUUCAGAGAAAAAGAUCACAAUUUCCGUCGGAACAGGGUACAACAAAUGGCUAGUGUUGAUACAGAAAUUUAUUCGCUAGAUGAAGAGCAAGGAAAUAUCAUUGAAGAGAUGGCAGCUGAAAUUGUGAGUGGCAAACCGUACGUUUGUUCGAAACUAAAGCCUUUGUCAGGAACAGAGGAGAGGGAACAGCCGACCUUCGAUGUAUCCAAGGCCGACGAAAUCUUCGAUAUUCUGUUGGCAGACGGGCAAAUUCGCAUUCCUGAAGGGCAGCGUUUGGCAACGAAGGAAGAAAUAAAGGGAAGGCCAUACUGUAAGUGGCAUAAUUCCUUUACUCAUUACACUAAUCAAUGCACACAUUUCCGAAAGGAAAUACAGAAGGCUAUCAAAGCAGGGAGAUUCAAAUAUGUAACAAUGGGAGUAGAGCAUCAGCCCUUCCCAAAAGUAACUACUGCAAUGAUCUCUUUACGUUCUUCACAAGUUGUGCAAAGUGAUGAUGAAGAAGACACCAAACGAAAAGAACGCAAGCCUAAAGAACGGGAAUCCAAUCAGGAAGUGAAGUUCAAAGUUUGUGAAACUAGAGUGGCAGAGAAAUGGGAUAGAGAAGAUGGGUCUUUCAAAGUAGAAUUGAAAAAUAAAGUCGUGGUACGAGACCGACCAACGCGCAAACCAUAUCCAGUCCAGGACGUCUGGAGCCGGAAUAGAAAGUUUUUUCCAAUAGACAUUGAUCCUCGAUUUCCAGGUAUGAAAUCGCACACAAAUUCGUAACGCUAAACGCAGGUAUGCAGCGCGGCAUGGAAAGCGAGUAGAUAAGGGUAAGGAAAAGAAAGAAUCAUCACCCAAAAGGAAAAGCUCGAAUGAGAGACCUGAGGAGCAGUGGCAGAUUAGCCAGCCUAUCAAGAAGGCCAAAUGUUUUCGAUGUCAAUUCUGCAAGCCGAUUAAUAUUGAUCCUGAAAUAGAAAAUGCAGAGGAACAAACUCCUGAGAUAAUUUUUGGAUCUUUUGCCCCGGAAGAGACGAAAGUCUUGCGCAGCGAGAUAGUAAAGCUUGAUAAAGCAGGGUUCGAAGUCAGGAUGACAGAUAUGCGAUGGUUCAUCGAAGAAGAACCAAUUUGGGCAAAGUUCGUGGAGGAGGAAGAACCAGAAUGGGCGGCGAUGGUUGGAAGACCCCCACCUAUGGUUUUUCCACCUAUACCAGAAGGAGCAAUCCCGCAUUUAAAACCACUAUAUGUUAACGCUCACAUAUGUGGUAAGCCGGUUAACAAGGUUUUUAUUGAUAAUGGGGCAGUUUUCAAUGUCAUGCCUCUCAAAACUUUAAGAAAAUUGGGCAAAGAGGUUGGCGAUUUGUCUCCAGUAGACAUCGAGAUGACGAGCUUCACAGGACAACCGACCAAACCAGAAGGGAUGAUGGUGGCACCCAUUGAGGUCGGACCAAAGGUGAUUUCGACCGUGUUUUUUGUUGUGGAUGCCAAUACUACCUACUCAGUUUUAUUGGGGCGAGACUGGAUUCACGCUUCCAAGUGCGUGCUUUCUUCUCUCCAUCAACAGAUUAUGUUUUGGGAAGGAGAUCGGGUUUUCACUAUGGAAGCCAGUACAAAUCCGUUCGGUUCUACAGAAGGAGUGGAAGAAUCGGUUCUUUAUACGGAGUACGUACCACCGAUUUCACGGACAACUAUGGUAGAUGAGUAUCCCUGGAAGGGCUGUAAGCUCACUACGCAGGGUUGUGUGUUUCAUUAGAAACAAUCUUCUGUAUUAUGGCUCUGUUGUUAGCCAAAAUAAACUUUUAUUUGAAGUUUAAUUUAUGGAAGAAAUAAAUAAAUGUGAUAAACUGAUUAGGCAUUUUAUUUAAACCAAUUAAUGGUUAGACUACAUAAUAAUAGAAUUUCCAACAAUAAUGUUGGUGAAGAAUAAGGUUUUCGCUGGCCUGACCUCUUGGAAAAGACAGAAACUUCUUUGUCAAGUCAGGAUCCUCUUAUUGAAUAUAAUGUGGGAACCAAACAGAUACCCAAGAUGGUCAGGGUAAGUGGUUUACUGACGAAAAAUAAACAUGAGCGAAUGGUAGCGUUAAUUCAAGAUCACAAGGAAUGUCUGGCAUGGGAUUAUUCCGAAAUGUCCGGA
Messenger RNA from Andrographis paniculata, 3763 nucleotides. RefSeq lists its product as uncharacterized. Bases 703 to 2415 code for a protein of 570 amino acids. Lineage: Eukaryota; Viridiplantae; Streptophyta; Magnoliopsida; Lamiales; Acanthaceae. The transcript has 2 exons. The record is from RefSeq and is a predicted model, not a curated record.